CGAGUUUAUUUAUUUAUUUUCACCGCUUGGUUAUAAUAAGAAAACCUAGAUUAGGCAAAUUAACGAUCCUUCGAAAGAAGUAAGAUCGGUAGAUUCUGUUUAGCUCCUUCUAGGUCGCUUCUCUACCUUAGAAAGCCUCGAAAUCCGCCACACCAUUCUUGUCUACAAACCACCACCAUCCCCUCGCCUCGCUGCUGCUCACCAUGGCGAAGAACAGAACAGAGGCCCCGAACCGUCGACGCUCGCUUUCCGAUCCCCUGGCAGCGGCCCUGUUGCCUCCAGCAAACGAGACACCCGCCGAGAAGGAACUCAGGCUAAAGCGGGAGACAGAGGCCAAGCAAGUCAGUGACCACAUCGAUGAGAUGAUCAGGCAGGAGCGAAUACAUCGCAAGAAGACACGGGCGGAGGUGAACGUGCUGCUCUUGGGACAGUCGGAGUCGGGAAAAAGCACGACGCUUAAGCAAUUCCAAUUAUUACACACCCCAGCUGCAUUUCACGCCGAACGAAUUGCCUGGCGCGCGGUCAUAUACCUCAAUCUUGUGCGCUCAAUUAAAAGGAUACUAGACGCGUUAUCGCCUGAAAGUGAAAUCGUCGAGGACCACGAUGAUGUCGACUCCCUUGAGAUGGCUUCUGUUAUCAUCUCAUCGAACGGGCGUCCGCCGUCGGCAAUCUCAGGCACUAAAGUGCCCAAUUACGAGAUAUAUCGGAGUCGGCUGGAACCUUUGACCGAGUUGGAAGAACGACUGAUCCGCCUUCUUUCUUCUCCAGAUGAGGAUGAAGCAACGCACCUUGCUUGGCAGCCCUUUCCCAAAAGCUCCCCUCCAUCCAGUUAUCCUUCCAUUGGCAAUGGCCGGCCCGCGCCUACCAUUGCUAUACCGCAGAUCAAACCGUCCGUAUCGUCCCCGGUGUCUCCGGUGGGGGACAUCAGCCCUGGUGGCUCCAGCGGGUCACAACCAUCAAAGGGCAAGGAAGUUUCUGUACAUACAUCCACCAACUGGAAAAAGGCUUUUGCCCUAGGUGGCAAGUCCAAGAGCCCGAAAAGUGCGCAUUCCGGGGAGAUUGAGGGGUGGUGGGAAGAUCCCGAAGACCCUGUUCAUGCCCUGAACGCUUGCGCGCCCGCGAUGCAAGAGCUUUGGAAAGAUCCUAAGGUACGGCAGAGGCUACAAGAGAAGCGACUUCGAUUGGAGGAGAGCAGUGGAUUCUAUCUCGACGAGAUCCCCAGAAUAACUGCGAAGAAAUACAUACCUACUGAUGCGGACGUGCUCAAGGCCCGACUCAAGACGAUGGGUGUCGUAGAACAUACUUUCCUCAUCCAGUCCGGGAGUAACCGCGGUGUUGAAUGGCGGAUAUAUGACGUUGGCGGGGCCAGAAACCAACGACAGGCGUGGGCACCGUAUUUUGAGGACGUGAAUGCUAUAAUAUUUCUCGCGCCAAUCUCGGCCUUCGACCAAGUUUUGACAGAGGACCCACGCGUUAACAGACUUGAAGAUUCGCUAUUAUUAUGGCAGGCCGUGACCUCGAAUAAACUUUUGGCCAAAGUCAACAUAGUACUUUUUUUGAACAAAUGUGAUCUUCUUCAGGCCAAACUUGACGCCGGCGUAAGAUUAAACCAUCAUAUGACAUCCUACGGCGACAGACCUAACGACUACGAUUCCGUGUCGAAAUAUUUCCGUAACAAGUUUGGUGCUAUCCAUCAUUCGGCCACUCCUAAUAAAGAACGGGAGUUGUAUAGUAAGUUCCGGUCAUUGAGGUAUUCAUUAGUGAUUCCUCAUGAUUGUUUUCCUUUCGUAGUACAUUUUACUGCCGUCACGGACACACGUCGUACGGUUACUAUAAUAUCGACCGUAAGGGACAUCAUUAUCAAGGGCAAUCUCAGGAACCUCAAACUUGUGUGAGGAUCCUUGUUCUCCGCGAACCGCAGAUAUUUCCUCAGUACUCGUCGAAUCGUCGCAAUUAUUUUCACCUUUCGCAAACUCAUUAAGUUCCGUUGCAUAAGUCUUCCAUACACCAAGGCUCGAUGUCUGUCUGUAGUAUCUACUUUCUCCGUUGCAUUUGUCGCUUUUUAUUUGCAUGUUCUGA
Molecule: messenger RNA, 2079 nt
Organism: Desarmillaria tabescens
Lineage: Eukaryota; Fungi; Basidiomycota; Agaricomycetes; Agaricales; Physalacriaceae
Product: guanine nucleotide binding protein, alpha subunit
Exons: 10
Coding region: 204-1895 (563 amino acids)
Biological process (GO): adenylate cyclase-modulating G protein-coupled receptor signaling pathway
Cellular component (GO): heterotrimeric G-protein complex
Molecular function (GO): G-protein beta/gamma-subunit complex binding; GTPase activity; guanyl nucleotide binding
Source: RefSeq, a predicted model, not a curated record